Phaedon cochleariae (mustard beetle) is the source of this 3127-nucleotide messenger RNA. Lineage: Eukaryota; Metazoa; Arthropoda; Insecta; Coleoptera; Chrysomelidae. The record is from the annotation of a GenBank genome assembly.
AGCUGAGCAUUUCAUAAUUUUCAUAACAUGUCAAUUUGUUAAUUUUAUUUAAAUAAAAAAUACGAAAAGGAGAUAACUAUGGUAUUUUAGACAUUGAAAAACAAGCAUUGUUAUGGAGCAUUUACUAAGGGGAAAAUUUGGCCGCAUCAUUAUUAAUAAAUAUUCACACUAUCCUUUAAAAUAUGGAUCUCAAAGGCAUUCCCAGAGGGGGAUCUGCAGUGUAUGGAGUGGCAGGGCAUUGGACAGAGCCAGGCCACUAUUGAAACAACAUUAUUAUAAUGAAAGACGAGAAUAUGGGAUGUUGAUUGUGAAAGCUCUUCGUGGAGUACUAAAAAUCAGAUAUUUGCUGAUUGGAGGUGCUGUAGCAGGUGGUGGAGCCCUACAGAAGAAAUACACUGAUUGGAAAAAUGGUUUGCCAGAUUUGAAAUGGCUAGAAGAUGUUCUACCUGACAAUGAAAAAUGGCAUGAAUGGAGAGGGAAUUUAAUUGAUUUCAAAGAUAAUAUCAAAAAUAAUGUUGAAAUAGAUCCUAGACUGAAGGCCCUCUCAGAAUCAAAAUAUAGGGAAUUUCGAACUUGGUUUGAUGGAAGAUUAGAUGAUGCUAUUGCAGCAGCUGAAGCUCUGGAAAAAUCUAAACCAGGUGCUUUUACCACUGUUUCAAGAAUGUCAACCAUUAUUUCAGAUGUAAAGCAAGAAAUAACAGAUAAAACAGUGGUUUAUGCCAGGCCUUUUGCGAGAUCAGACUCUGACAAUGAUCAAGCAAGAAAAGAUGCCCAAGAAAGGCUGAAUCAUAUACAGGAUGAGAUGAUGCAGACCCAAAUUAAGUACCAGAGAGAACUGGAGAGGCUAGAAAAAGAAAACAAGGAGCUGAGGAAACAAAACCUAUUAUUGAAGCAAGGGAAAAAACCCAAUACUAGGAAAAUCAAAAGGAGUUUGAUUGACAUGUACAGUGAAGUGUUGGAUGAACUGGCAGAUUUUGAUAGUGGGUAUAACACCCAAGACCAGUUGCCUAGAGUUGUGGUUGUUGGGGACCAGAGUAGUGGGAAAACUUCUGUUUUAGAGAUGAUAGCUCAGGCUAGAAUUUUUCCAAGAGGGGCUGGUGAAAUGAUGACAAGAGCUCCGGUAAAAGUGACCCUUUCUGAGGGGCCUUAUCACAUAGCCCAAUUCAGAGAUUCCACAAGAGAAUUUGAUUUGACCAAAGAAUCCGAUUUGGCAGAUUUGCGAAGGGAAGUUGAAUUGAGAAUGAGGAAUAGCGUGAAGGGUGGAAAAACCGUUUCAAGUGAUGUUAUUUCCAUGACAGUGAAAGGACCUGGUAUUCAGAGAAUGGUGUUGGUAGAUUUGCCUGGUAUAAUUUCAACACAAACUACCGAUAUGGCAUCAGAUACAAGAGAGAAUAUCAAACUGAUGACUCAGACAUAUAUGAACAAUCCUAACGCCAUCAUUUUAUGUAUUCAGGAUGGUUCAGUAGAUGCUGAAAGAAGUAACGUUACCGAUUUAGUAGCUUCCUGUGAUCCCAGCGGCAAGAGAACUAUUUUCGUCUUAACCAAAGUUGAUAUGGCUGAAGAAAAUUUGGCUGAUCCCAAUAGGAUACGGAAAAUUUUGUCUGGGAAACUGUUCCCCAUGAAAGCCUUAGGAUAUUUUGCUGUGGUGACUGGCAGAGGAAGAAAAGAUGAUGCCAUUCAAACUAUCAAAGAUUAUGAGGAGAAUUUUUUCAGAGGGUCAAAACUCUUCAAAGACGGAAUCGUGAAAUCUACUCAAGUGACAACACGUAAUCUCAGUCUUGCUGUAGCUGAUUGUUUCUGGAAAAUGGUGAAAGAAAGCGUGGACCAACAAGCAGACGCAUUCAAAGCGAGACGUUACAACUUGGAAAGUGAAUGGAAAAACAAUUUUCCUAGAUUGAGAGAACAAGACAGAGACGAACUGUUCGAGAGAGCGAGAGGGGAGAUUCUCGAUGAAAUCGUCAACUUGUCUCAAGUCAGUCCCAAACAUUGGGAAGAGUGUUUGCUUCACAAGAUUUGGGAGAAAGUUUCCACACAUGUUUUUGAAAAUAUUUAUAUUCCAGCUGUACACACUGGAUCUGCAGAGACCUUCAAUACGGCGGUCGACAUCAAACUGCGUCAGUGGGCGGACUCGGAGUUACCCGCAAGGGCGGUCGACGCUGGCUGGGAGACGCUGCAGUCCGAGUUCGAGAAGUUCAUGCGCAAAGCCGCCACCGCCCCCGACCACGACGACAUCUUCGAUCAGCUGAAGGAGGCGGUGGUCGCUGAGGCCAUGCAGCGGCACAGCUGGGAGGGCAAGGCCUCCGAGAUGUUGAGGGUCAUUCAAUUGAACGCCUUGGAUGACAGGACUAUAGGCGACAAACGAGAUUGGGACGAGGCCGUCAAAUUCCUGGAGUCCAGCGUCAAGGAAAAGCUGAAGGAUAGCGAGAGAGCGUUAAGGGAAAUCCUAGGUCCUUCUACCAAAGAAAGAUGGCUCUAUUGGAGGUACCAAAACGACGUAGAAUCGAAAAGGCAGAGCGUCAAAAACGAGUUGGACAAAAUCCUGCAUUCCAAUGAGAAACACCCUCCGAUUCUGAGCUACGAUGAGCUGACGACCAUCCGCAACAAUUUGCAGCGCAGCGACAUAGAGGUGGAUAACGAGUUCAUCAGACAAGUGUGGGAGGCCGUCCAUAGGCGGUACUUUCUCAGCAAAGCGUUACUCAAGGCUCAUGACUGCCGAAGAGAAUUUUAUUUGUACCACCAGCAAGCUGACGUCGAUUGUUCCGAUGUAGUGCUCUUCCACAGAAUCCAGCAGAUGAUGAAGGUGACCUCCAAUGCACUUAGGCAACAGAUCACCAACAGGGAGGCUAGGAGAUUAGAUAAAGAAAUUAAGGAGGUAUUAGAAGAUUAUAGUCAAGAUUCAGAGAAGAAAAUAAGGUUACUUACUGGUAGGAGAGUUACCCUAGCUGAGGAAUUGAAAAGGGUUCGUCAAAUUCAGGAGAAAUUAGAAGAAUUUAUACAAGCGCUUAACAAAGAAAAAUAAUGUCUAGUCCCAGUUAUUUUAAGAUUCAAAUAUUCUUUUGUCCUUUUUCAACUUUUCAGUCAUUUACUUUAUUAAUUUUGAAAUAAUAAAUGUGUACAUAUUACUCAC